Molecule: messenger RNA, 2552 nt
Organism: Phacochoerus africanus (Common warthog)
Lineage: Eukaryota; Metazoa; Chordata; Mammalia; Artiodactyla; Suidae
Gene: PLCXD3
Product: phosphatidylinositol specific phospholipase C X domain containing 3
Exons: 3
Coding region: 173-1138 (321 amino acids)
Biological process (GO): lipid metabolic process
Cellular component (GO): synapse
Molecular function (GO): phosphoric diester hydrolase activity
Source: RefSeq, a predicted model, not a curated record
GGGUGUUUUGAAUAAUUAUUAAAAUUAGCAUGUGUCUGCGCCAUCCUGUGGGUGUGGCGCACAGCAGAGUGUAAACUCUAGCGGGGCUGGAGCAAACAUUGGAUUAGCGGCAGCAGCCUGACAGCCUGCCCGAGGAGUGUGAGGACCAGAGCGCGGCACACCGACCCGCACGAUGGCCUCGUCUCAAGGGAAGAACGAGCUGAAAUUCGCCGACUGGAUGGCAACUCUGCCGGAGACCAUCCACAGCAUCCCCCUCACCAAUUUAGCCAUCCCAGGAUCUCAUGACUCCUUCAGCUUCUACAUUGAUGAAGCCUCUCCAGUGGGGCCUGAACAGCCAGAAACUGUCCAGAAUUUUGUCUCGGUGUUUGGAACUGUGGCCAAAAAGCUGAUGCGGAAAUGGCUAGCCACUCAAACAAUGAACUUUACUGGUCAGCUAGGAGCCGGGAUCCGUUACUUUGAUCUUCGCAUUUCCACCAAGCCCAGAGACCCCGACAAUGAACUCUACUUUGCUCACGGGUUGUUCAGCGCCAAAGUCAAUGAAGGCCUUGAGGAGAUCAACGCAUUCCUCACAGAUCACCAUAAGGAGGUAGUUUUUUUGGACUUCAACCACUUUUAUGGGAUGCAGAAAUACCACCAUGAAAAACUGGUCCAAAUGCUGAAAGACAUCUAUGGAAAUAAAAUGUGCCCAGCAAUUUUUGCCCAGGAAGUGAGUCUGAAGUACCUGUGGGAGAAGGACUAUCAAGUUCUAGUCUUCUACCACAGUCCAGUGGCUCUGGAAGUACCCUUUCUCUGGCCUGGGCAGAUGAUGCCAGCACCCUGGGCCAACACCACAGACCCAGAAAAACUGAUCCAGUUUCUUCAGGCAUCCAUCACUGAGAGAAGGAAGAAAGGCUCGUUUUUCAUAUCUCAGGUGGUGCUGACCCCCAAAGCUAGCACCGUGGUCAAAGGGGUGGCCAGUGGUCUCAGAGAAACGAUCACAGAAAGGGCUCUUCCUGCCAUGAUGCAGUGGGUCCGCAUGCAGAAGCCAGGAGAAAGUGGCAUCAAUAUUGUCACUGCCGAUUUUGUAGAACUUGGUGAUUUCAUCAGCACUGUCAUAAAGCUCAACUAUGAAUUUGAUGAAGGAGAAGCCAACACUUGAUAGUACCAUUUGGAGUGUCCUUGAAUAAGAUAGAGAAGACUCACUGUAUUAGGCAUAUUAUCUAUUAACACUGAUUUUCCUAUUCCACUGAGUCUCUGAGGGAAUAAGGGCUGAAAGUGGGUGGGAAAGGGGAGAAAACAUUUCUUCAGUGAUUAUUAUCAUAUUCUUCCUUACUAUAAAUAUUUCAUUUCCCAUUUGAUGAGCAAAACCUACUUCUAGUGUUAGGGAUUUAAAAGAAAGACUAGCCAAUUUUGUUUUACAGAAUUAGUCUUUGUAACUUAUGAGUGUUUACCUCCUUGUGUUCUGAUUUCAACCUAGCGCUCCUACACUGUAUCCUCUAAAUGAAACUUUCUGCUCCCUCUCUUGCUCGCUCUUUUGAAUCAGAUGCUAUGUGGGACUUAAAAUAAUUGAAUGCCCAACAUAACGUAUAUUACAUUGUUGUACUGAAAUUUACUUGUUUUGUGGGACUAGGUAAAAUAUUCUGUAGUCUGCAAUCUUGCUAACCUUUGGACACGGACAACAUGCAUUAAAUCAGCUUCUCUGCAUCAGUAAUAGUGGAGGCCAUAAUCCAUAAUUUUGUGUUAUAUAUAGAAAACAAUAGUGUUUCACAGUAUUUCUACUUAAGGCAGCUAUAAAUAUAGAGUAAAAACUUUUGUGGAAGAACUAUUAGUGCCAACUCCAUAGUGAAAAAUGGGGAUGGGGAAGGAGAUGGAUGUCAUUUUAAUUUAGAAAUCUCUUAAAUACAUUGUCCCACAAAUGCCCAGUAAAUGACAAAUUAUGGCAAGAGUGUUAAAAAUCAGAAAACUCUGAACUCUUACAAAAGUUCUUCUAACAAUUUUCUUGACUGGAAAACAAGGAAGAAGGGGAUGAAGUGAAAGUUUGCACAAACUUUCCUAUCAAAUUGAGAUUUGCAAAUACGUGAUUCUAAAUCACAGAUUUUUAGGAACGUAUUUUGAGAAACUUUGACUUGAUUUACGUGAUGUUGAAGAAAAAGGAAGGGUGGCAGAAGGAAUUAGGGUAAUGUUUUUGAAGUCAUGUCCAUGAAUUCUCAAGGAUCCAUGAAACAUCCGUAGGAGAAUCUUAAAUACAUGUGAUCUGGGCAGACCUACUAAAAAUUGGCACUGACCAUAACUUUUGGUUCCUUCCUACUCCGGGGUCAAGUUUGAGGCAGAGGUCAAAGUUUCACAGAAAAGGUGUCUGCCAUCCACCAUUGAUAAUUCAGAUGUAUGAGGAAGAAAAAUGGUAAAGCAAUUUUGGGCAUUGCUUCCCCUUUGGUGUCUUUGUUCUGUUUCACAUUUUUAAAAAAUCUUAAAAGAGCAUGAUUACUCUUACCUAUAUGCCUCACAGGAAUACUGUGUGUCAUUUAUAAAAAUCUAUUGUUGCUGAUAUUCUUACAAUUAUGUAUUAUUUUAUC